AUGGAGAAAGAAUUGUUAGUACACGACAGCCACGACCACAAACAUGAUGACCACCACGACCACGACCACGACCAUCACAACCACAACCACUCGCAUGAUGAUGAUGGGCAUGCUAGUCGAAGCCAUAGCCAUGGAGGCUCCUGCUGCACCGACAAGACUACAGCAGUUCAGUACAACGAGGAAAUAGACAUGGAGAAGGCCACCGAACACGAGCUGGUCUCUAUCGCCAUUGCCGGUAUGGAUUGCACCAGUUGCGCUGAUAAGCUGUCACGAAUACUCGUUGCGAUCCCUGGUGUCUCCCAGGCUCGGGUCAAUUUCAUUGCUGGCCGCGCCGACUUCACAAUUGACAAUAAGUUGACCACCGCCGAUCAGGUUGUACGUUCAGCAGCGUCUGGCUCCGGGUUCCGACUAACCCGCAUCCUCGGGGGCGAGUUCUUCAUCGAUGUCCAUGUCGAUCCUCAGAAUGGCAAGGCGCUCGCCCGGGAGCCUCCGCAAGGAGUAGUGGAUGUCCAUGUGCUUGACAAGAAAACCCUUCGCUUAGUGUAUGAUCCGAGAGUUAUUGGCGCCAGGGCCCUGUUCAACUCAAUAGCUGCCAAUACGCAGGGCCUUGCUCCUCCGCGUCCAGACAGCCAACUCGAAACCACCCGACGUAGGCUGGACGACCAGUCGAUAAAGACAGCGCUUGCUGCUAUUUUCACGAUCCCGGUUCUUGUCCUAGCCUGGCGGCACGGCCUGGUUGAAGACAGAAAGAAGGCUAUCGUUUCAUUCGUUCUGGGUUCUAUCGUGCAAGCUAUCGCCGUGCCCGAAUUUUAUCGCCCGGCUCUGUCGACUUUAUUUUACAGCUAUGUCGUCGAGAUGGACAUGCUAGUGGUUAUCAGUAUAACGGCCGCCUACGUCUACUCUGUCGUGGCAUUCGCUUUCAAGAUGUCUGGCAAAUCCCUCGGCAACGACCUCUUCGAAACCAGCACGCUACUUAUCACGUUGAUUCUCCUCGGCCGACUCAUUGCCACAGUUGCCCGCGUCAGGGCCAUUUCAGCGGUUUCGGUCAGAUCAAUGCAGCCAACUAAAGCCAUUCUGGUAGAGAAAGGCCGUGAUAGUGAAAUUGAUGCCCGACUUCUACAAUAUGGCGACCAGUUUAGACUUCUCCCUCAUUCUCGUGUCCCCACGGAUGGGACUGUGCUGGAAGGAUCUACUGAGAUAGACGAAUCGAUGCUCACUGGUGAACCGAUGCCAGUUCUCAAACAGACGGGUGAUGCUGUUAUUGCUGGAACUGCGAACGGGGACGGCACGGUGCUCGUCCAGCUAGACCGGCUUCCAGGAAGGAAUACAGUCACUGAUAUCGCGCAGCUUGUGGACGACGCAGCAAAUUCCAAGCCCAAGAUCCAAGACUUGGCAAACAAAAUAGCCGGCUGGUUUGUCCCGGCUGUCUCAAGUAUAGCGGUGAUCGUCCUGGCUGUGUGGCUUGGUAUCGGCGUCAAGAUAUUCCACCAUACGCCUGGACAAGCUGUGCUCGAAGCCGUCACCUACUUUGUUGCAACUUUGGCUGUAGCGUGUCCAUGUGCCCUUGGGCUCGCUGUGCCAAUGGUCCUCGUGGUUGCUGGUGGUAUUGCUGCCCGCGGCGGUGUCGUGAUCAAAUCAGCGGAAACGACCGAAAGGGCCCGGAAAGCGACUGAUAUUAUAUUUGACAAAACGGGAACUAUUACAGAGUGUGAGCUUGAGGUAGUUGAUGAGAGGUAUUUGACGAACGAGACCGAAUACGUUGCUGCUCUGGCCUUGGCCUUGGUCGCCAACGGCAAGCAUCCUGUUUCUGCCGGAGUGGCCAAGCAUCUCCUGACGAUAUUAAAAGAGAAGGACUCAACAAGCCUGCUGGAGCUAUCUGAUGUUCGUACCAUCCCUGGGGCAGGCAUCGAAGCAAGUCUUGAUGACAAGCUAGUGAGAGCUGGGAGUGCUCGAUGGACCGGAACGGACUCGCACCUUGUGGUCCAGGCCUUGGAGGGAGACGGGCUUACGACGUUUGUCAUUACAGUGGAAUCAGAGCCCCUGGCAGUUUUCGGUUUACGUACACAGAUGCGGCCCGAAGCACGUCGAGUCAUCAGCCAACUGCUAGCACGUGGUCUAAAUGUGCAUCUCGUGUCAGGAGACCAGGGGCUAGCUGUCAAAACCGUCGCCAGGGCCGUCGGGAUCCCAGAAGAGCAUGUUGCAGCCGAGUGCACACCGAAACAGAAGCGCGACUACGUGGCUUCGCUAAUGCAAGAUAGUGGCCGCUAUGUCGUAUUCUGCGGCGACGGGACCAAUGAUGCCAUUGCCGUUGGUCAAGCUCACGUUGGCAUCCAGGUUGGGGGCUCACUGACAACCAGUGAUGUGACCCAAACGGCCGCUGACGUCGUUAUUCUCAACGGAUUGGAAGGCGUAUUGUUUCUUCUCAACGUGAGCCAAGUGGCGUUCCGGCGAAUGAUCUUCAACUUUGUCUGGUCUGCCAUCUACAAUGUCUUUGCCAUCACGAUGGCCAGUGGUGCGUGGGUGAAGUUCCGGAUACCUCCGGCCUAUGCAGGGCUCGGCGAAUUCGUAAGCGUUCUGCCUGUGAUUGCAGCUUCCGUGAGCAUGCUGUUACUUAACCUGAGGCCAGUUACUGCCCGCCGCCGCGACGGUUAG
This is a messenger RNA of Clonostachys rhizophaga, 2652 nucleotides long. NCBI's taxonomy places the organism in Eukaryota, Fungi, Ascomycota, Sordariomycetes, Hypocreales, Bionectriaceae. The record is from the annotation of a GenBank genome assembly.